This is a messenger RNA of Achroia grisella, 4979 nucleotides long. RefSeq names its product glycogen debranching enzyme. The record is from RefSeq and is a predicted model, not a curated record. Gene Ontology annotation, molecular function: amylo-alpha-1,6-glucosidase activity; 4-alpha-glucanotransferase activity. Bases 324 to 4979 code for a protein of 1551 amino acids. Lineage: Eukaryota; Metazoa; Arthropoda; Insecta; Lepidoptera; Pyralidae. Gene Ontology annotation, biological process: glycogen catabolic process; glycogen biosynthetic process. The transcript has 20 exons.
AAGCAUGUAGGUAUCUCCCACCGUUUCAUUACCCGUAUAUACAAAAAUACAAGAAUAUUAUGUAAAAAAAAUUGGAGCAAAUGUACUAUAGGCAACCCUGAAGAAAGGUCAAACGUAGGACAAAAAUGUCAACAUUGUUUUUAUUUUUAUCUGUCAUUAUCAUCUGUUAUCAUUUACCAUCACUACAAAAAAUUUACAAUUUUUUUUAUAUUAAAAAUAUUUAUUCAAUAUUUGACAAAUACAUCUUACAGAAGAUAAAUCAAUAAAGGUCAUUCUAUAAUAUUGUUGAUCACCAGCUGUCCAGUAACCAGUACAAGAGGCAGAUGGCGAUCGACCGGUGCGCGGCGGAGGCGGCCGCGGAGGGCCCGCAGACCAGGGUCCUCACGCUGGAGCACGGCGAGCACAACGACGCCACCCUCUACAGAUUCAAAAAAGGGUACUACUUGCAAUUCUGCCCGGGUCCCAGUUUACUCGGUCGAAAAGUAUUUCUCUACACCAACUACGUGGUGUCGGACAACCCGGAGGACGACAAAGGCGAGCAGGCGGAGUUCGUCCGCAACCAGUACUACGGGCUGGAGUGGCGCGGCGCGGCGCGCGGCGAGCCGCUGGGCGCGGGCGUGCUCGUCACCGACACCCAGCUCUACUGCGAGCUGCGACUCACCCGCGCCGGCUCCUUCCACUACUACUUCGUCUACGAUAAUGCGGAGUCGGCGGCGGGCCCGGCGGGCUCGGGCUGGUUCGCGGUGCCGCCGACGGUGGCGGCGGGCGGGCGCGCGCUGCCGCCGGCGGCCGUGAGCUGCCAGACCGUCGUCGCCAAGUGUCUCGGGCCGCUGCCGCGCUGGCCGCGCGUGCUGCGCGUCGCCCGGGAGGCCGGCUACACCAUGCUGCACUUCACGCCCGUGCAGGAGCUGGGCGCGUCCGACUCCAGCUACAGCAUCGCCAACCGGCUGCGGCUCGACCCCAGGUACAGCGGGGACUCCGGCCGCGAGGCCACCUUCGCGGACGUCGAGAACGUCAUCUCCAAGAUACGCAACGAAUGGCAGAUGGCGUCGAUCAGCGACGUGGUGCUGAACCACACGGCGAACGAGACGCCGUGGCUGACGGAGCACCCGGAGGCCACGUACAACUGCGGCACGUGUCCGCACCUGCGGCCCGCCGCGCUGCUGGACGCGCUGCUGGCGCGCCUCACCGCCGCCGUCGGCCGCGGCGACCUCCGCGCGCGAGGCCUGCCGCCCGCCGUCACCACCCACCAGCACGUGCAGGCCAUCAAACAUCUGCUGGAGUCGGAGCUGGUGCCGGAGCUGCGCCUGCAUGAGAUGUUCACGUGUGACGUGGAUCGCAUCGUGCAGGAGUUCUACCAGCUGGCGCGGAACAAGGUGCCGCCGGUGCGCGCGGCCGACGGCGGCGAGCUGAAGCUGCUGCCCGACCCGCAGUACCGCCGCCUGCACGCCGCCGUGGACCUGGAGCUGGCGCUGCAGCUCUACAACGUGUACCGCACGGACUGCUACGACGAGGAGGCGCGGCUGCGGCGGAGCUGCGACGAGCUGCGGCGGCGGCUGGAGGAGCUCAACGCCGCCGCCGCCGACGAGCUGCGCGGACACCUGCGGGCCGCGAUCGACAACUGCGUCGCCACCAUGCAGUAUUUUCGUCUGCAAUCGGACGGGCCGAAGAUAGAAGAAGUCAGCGAGAAGAAUCCUCUGGUUCCGAGGUACUUCCUGUGGGCGGGCGGCGCGGCGGGCGCGCUGUCGGCCGCGCAGGCGGAGGCGGCGGCGUGCGGCGCGCGCGCGGCGCUGGUGAUGGCGCACAGCGGCUGGCUGCUGGACGCCGACCCGCUGCAGGACUUCGCGGCGCCGCCCGCCGCCGGCCGGGCCUACCUGCGCCGCGAGCUCGUCGCCUGGUCCGACUGCGUCAAGCUCAGGUACGGUGCGCGGCCGGAGGACAGUCCGUUCCUGUGGGCUCACAUGCGCGAGUACGUGGAGCUGACGGCCGAGCUGUUCGAUGGACUGCGGCUCGACAACUGCCACUCCACGCCGCUACACGUGGCCGAGUACAUGUUGGACUGCGCCCGCAACGUGAAGCCCGACCUGUACGUGGUCGCGGAGCUGUUCACCAACUCGGAGCACGUCGACAACAUCUUCGUCAACCGGCUCGGCAUCUCGGCGCUGAUCCGCGAGUCGCAGAGCGCGCGGUCGGCGGGCGAGCUGGCGCGGCUGGUGCGGCGCGGCGCGCGGGCGGUGGGCGCGCUGCGCGGCGCCGCGCGCCGGCCGGCCGCGCCGCGCGCCGCGCCCGCGCUGCUGCUGGACGCGUCGCACGACAACCCCGCGCCCGCCGCCGCGCGCUGCGUGUUCGACCUGCUGCCCGGCGCCGCGCUCGCCGCGCUCGCGCCCGGCGCCGCCGGCUCCACGCGCGGCUACGACGACCUCGUGCCGCACCAGGUGGACGUGGUGUCGGAGUCGCGGCUGUACACGGAGUGGGCGGAGGGCGGUGAGUGUGCGGGGGGUGCGGGGGGCGCGGGGGGCGCGGUGGACGCGGGCUGCGGGCUGGUGGCGGCGCGGCGCGCGCUGCUGGAGCUGCGCCUGUCGCUGGCCGCCGGCCACAGCGAGCUGUACGUGGACCAGCUCGACGACCACGUGCUCGCAGUCACGCGACACCACCCGCACACGCGGCAGUCGGUGAUCGUGGUGGCGCACACGGCGUUCUCCGCCCCGGACCCGGCGAGCGACGGCCGCUACGUGAAGCCGCUGCGGUUCGAGGGAGAGGUCGAGGAGAUCCUGCUGGAGGCCAGCCUGGUGCACGUCGAUCACGAGAGCACCGGGCGGCCGCUGCAGGCGCCGGGCGCCUUCGAGCGCGACCCGCGGUACAUCAACGGGCUCGCGGAGUACCGCUGCGACGUGCGGCGCGGCGUGGCGCCGGCGCGGUCCGCCAUGGUGGCGGCGGCGCGGCGCGAGGGCGCGCUCACCGUGCUCGAGUUCCGGCCGCUGCGGCCCGGCGCCGUGCUGGCGCUGCGCGUGGCGCCCCCCGCGCCGCCGCCCGCGCCCCCCGCGCCCGCCGCGCUCGCCCCGCUCGCCGCGCUCGACCUGCCCGACCUGCACGCGCUGCUCUACCGCUGCGACGCGGAGGAGCGCGACGCGGGCGGCGGCGGCGUGUACCACGUGCCCGGCCACGGCCCGCUGCCCUACGCCGGCCUGCAGGGCGUCGUCUCGCUGCUCGACGAGCUGCGGCCGAGCGACGACCUCGGCCACCCGCUCUGCGAGAACCUGCGCGCCGGCGACUGGCUGCUCGAGUACCAGUGGCGGCGCCUGGAGCGCGAGCCGCGGCUGGCGGCGGCGGCGGCGUGCGUGCGCGCCGCGCUGCAGCCGGUGACGCGGCUGCCGCGCUACCUGGUGCCGACGUACGCGGCCCGGGCGCUGGCCGCGCUGCACGGGGCGGCGACGCGCGCGGCGCUGGCGCGGCUGGGCGCGGCGGGCGGCGGCUGCGCGCUGUCCCGCGCGCUGGCCCUCACCAGCGUGCAGCUGGCGGGCGCGGUGCCGUCCGCGCCGCUGCCGCCGCCGUCGCCGGCGCUGCCGCCGCCGCGCCCGGCGCCGCCGCCGCGCUGCGUCACGCUGGCCGCCGGCCUGCCGCACUUCUCCGUCGGCCACAUGCGCUGCUGGGGCCGCGACACCUUCAUCGCGCUGCGCGGCCUCUUUUUGCUGACCGGUCGCUACCAGGACGCUCGGUUUCACAUCCUCGGCUUCGCGGCCUGUCUGCGUCACGGACUGAUACCGAAUUUGCUGGACGGCGGAAUCAACGCGCGGUACAACUGCAGAGACGCAGUGUGGUGGUGGUUGCAGAGUAUCAAGCAGUACUGCUCGGAGGCGCCGCAGGGGACGGCGCUGCUGACGGAGCCCGUGUCGCGACUGUUCCCGCAGGACGACGCCGAGCCCGCGCCGCCCGGGGCCGCCGACCAGCCACUGCACGACGUCGUGCAGGAGGCGCUGCAGGUGCACUUCCAGGGUUUAGUGUUCAGGGAGAGGAACGCCGGGCGCAAGAUCGACGCUCACAUGUCGGACAAGGGAUUCAACGUUCAGAUCGGCGUCGACCCGGAGACCGGAUUCCCGUUCGGCGGCAACGACGCCAACUGCGGCACCUGGAUGGACAAGAUGGGUUCCUCGGAGACGGCCGGCAACCGCGGGCGGCCCGCCACGCCGCGCGACGGCAGCGCGGUGGAGGUGGUGGCGCUGGCGCACUCGGUGCUGGCGUGGCUGGCGGCGCAGCACCGCGCCGGCCGGUACCCGCACGCCGGCGUCUCGCGCCGCCACCGCGACGGCUCGCUCACCGCCUGGAGCUUCGCGCAGUGGGCCGAGCGCAUCCGGCUCAACUUCGAGCGCCACUACUGGGUGCCGGCCGCGCCCUCGGCCGCCGACCGCCGGCCCGACCUCGUGCACCGCCGCGCCAUCUACAAGGACUCGCACGGCGCCUCGCAGCCCUGGGCCGACUACCAGCUGCGCUGCAACUUUCCCGUCGCCAUGGCCGUGGCGCCGGAGCUGUUCGACCCGAAGCACGCGUGGGCCGCGCUGGACAACGUCGAGCGCCUGCUGCUCGGUCCUCUCGGCGUCAAGACGCUCGAUCCGGCCGACUGGGCCUACCGCGGCGACUACGACAACGCGAACGGCGGCGACGACCCGAGCGUCGCGCACGGCUUCAACUACCACCAGGGGCCCGAGUGGGUGUGGCCGCUCGGCUUCUACCUGCGCGCGCGCCUCGCCUUCGCGCACGAAAACGGUCGCUACGCGCGCACCGUGGCGGCCGCGUACGCCGCGCUCGGCCCGCUGCUCGCCGCGCUCGAAGCUUCGCCCUGGCGCGGGCUGCCGGAGCUCACUAACGCCGACGGCGCGCCGUGCGCCGGCUCGUGCCCGACGCAGGCGUGGAGCUCGGGCGCCGCGCUGGAGGUGCUGCACGCGCUGGAGGCCGCGAGGCGCGCGCGGCCGCUGGGCGACUGA